UACAAAAAAAAAAAAAAAAAAACCCAAUUUCCCACAGCCUCUCUUUCUCUCUCUUUUUUUCAAAAGUGGGCAGAAGAAGCAAAUUUAAAGGUUCCAUCUCCUUCUCCAACUAGUCCAAGUCCAAUUCACAGUACAAGUAGUAAAGAGUAGGUAACUCACCACACCACACGCACUCUCGCUUUCACAUUCUCUGCAAACGAAAAUGGACUCCACACCUCCACAGCAGCUUCCGCCGAACUUCCUUCUGGGUCCCACACCUACCUCCUCCUCACACAAUCCUUUCUCCGCCGUCACUCCCACCUCCGGACCCCCUUCCUCCAUGAUUUACCGUUUCCCCUCUAAUUCCGUGGCUCCCACCAACUCUCCCGUUCCGGUCCCGGAACCCUUUGAUGGUGCACCAAACGCGGGUGCGUUUGACGGAUCAUCUUCUUCUUUGAGGCCUUGUGGACUCAACGUCGAUCCGGCUAAGAAGAAGCGCGGGCGGCCGAGGAAGUAUGCCCCCGACAACAACAUUGCUCUUGGACUCACACCUACGCCUACCUCCGUUGCUUCGGCUUCAUCUGCUUUGGUGGUCCAUGGCGAUUCUGGGGGUAACGGUGGUGGUACGCCGCCUUCUGAGCCUACUUUGAAGCGUCAACGUGGAAGGCCUCCUGGGUCUGGAAAGAAGCAGCUGGAUGCGUUGGGAGCCGGAGGAGUGGGUUUUACACCGCAUGUUAUAAUGGUGAAAGCUGGUGAGGACAUAGCAUCUAAAAUUUUGGCCUUUUCACAGCAAGGACCGCGAACAGUUUGCAUUCUGUCCGCAAAUGGUGCCAUAUGUAAUGUUACCCUCCGCCAUCCAGCGAAUGCUGGGGGUACAGUGACAUUUGAGGGACGAUAUGAAAUCAUCUCUCUAUCUGGUUCCUUCUUGCUUUCCGAAAGUAAUGGUAGUCGCAGCAGAAAUGGUGGUCUGAGUGUGUCACUUGCGGGACCUGAUGGCCGUGUGUUGGGUGGUGGAGUUGCUGGUAUGCUACUAGCAGCCACACCAGUGCAGGUUAUUGUUGGCAGCUUUAUUGCAGAGGCGAAAAAAUCAAAAAACAUUGCAAAACCUGAGCCAUCUUCAGCUCCUACACCCUAUAUGUUGAAUUUUGGUGCAACAGCAACAGCAGCAAGCCCCGAGUCUCACGGGGCCUCAAGUGAAUCCUCCGAUGAGAAUGGCGGUAGCACACUUAAUCGGGGCCCUGGACUCUACAGUAACCCUGGUCAACCUAUGCAUAGUACGCAGAUGUACCACCACCUAUGGGCUGGCCAAAUGCAACAAUGAAGAUGCUUCCAACUUGACAGUACAGCUUCAAGAUAUGACUUGUUUAUUGUUCUACCACCAUAGCCAGUAGAUGAAAAUUUUCAGAAUGCUAACGGGCAUUGUUGAGUAUGAUCAGUAGAGAUGGUUUUUUUUUUUUUUUUCCCUCUCUCUCUCUCAUUUUUCUUUUCUAAUUAGAUCAGUUUCCUUUUUUCCGUACGUUAUGGAGUCUCCACUCCAUGUUGAAAGCUCUUUCAAAUAGCAUGAGCGUUGAAAGUAUUCAAUUAGACUAGAGUGCUAGUUCCUUAGUUUUUUUCAUCUGAUUUAGUCAUAAUCUAGUUCCGCGUCGCUUUUCGUAUCCAUAUGUUUGCUUUUCCCCCAACUUGUAAUAGGCAUUAUAUGUUCCACAGUGGGCUGGAACUAGAGAAUGAGAUUGUGAAGUAAUUUCUUAAAUACCGGUUUGCUUCGCAAUGGUUUUUUCCUAACCGUGGCUUUCCAUGUUGAUGGAAGGGACUGUCUUAUGUGCAGGUUCAGCACAAGCUACCUUUUGCGUC
Tripterygium wilfordii is the source of this 1830-nucleotide messenger RNA. Its product is annotated as AT-hook motif nuclear-localized protein 8-like. Lineage: Eukaryota; Viridiplantae; Streptophyta; Magnoliopsida; Celastrales; Celastraceae. The transcript is spliced from 5 exons. Gene Ontology annotation, molecular function: minor groove of adenine-thymine-rich DNA binding. Bases 203 to 1300 code for a protein of 365 amino acids. The record is from RefSeq and is a predicted model, not a curated record.